CUCCAAAGGAAAGGAGAAGUAGAAUUGUGGGUAGAACAGACUGUCAAAAUGGAGGUCUUCUACUUGUACUCACGUGUUUGACUGACUUUUCACCUGUAAUGAAAAAAAUCUUAUCUUAAUAAUACAAUUCUUUUAAAUGUGCUAUUAUUACAAUCUCGCCAAUAUUGAACGAUUAUAGUCUGUAAUGCAGUUUUAUUUUGAAAGGAAAAUCAAGAAUUCUCAGUUUUAUUGUGCUGGGUUUGACAGCGGACGCCGGAAGUGUCGCGUGACUCGUCUAGGGUUUGAACACAUCUGGUAACGGGCACCCAUUUCUCCUUCACUCCAACUCUGUAAGAAAGAAAACAGGGUAUCGAGGAUUUAACAUAGUCAUGUUGUGAACCGUGAAAGUAAAUGCGCCAUAAUAUUAGAACAAUAAUGGCGAAUAGACACUGCUGUAUGUCGCUUACUGGGCAGUAACGGUCCUCAGCUGCUGUGCCGUCAAGAAAUCCCCCUGAGGAAAGUGGUGACAGUGAAACAGGCAGCUAAGCGGAAAUACAGACGCGGCUCGCUGCUAGCACUAAACACAGGGAGGGAGACAUAGUGGAUUCCGUUUGGGAGCUGUUCAUCCUCGCCCGGCGGUUCUCUGUAGACCUCGACCCGUUAUAAGCACAGGUUAACGGUGUCACAUCUGGAAUGACAACACCGAGCUUCUGCAGAUCUGAAUCAGCCUGAAAAAAAAUGAGCAGGAGAAGGAGAUAAAGUGGCGGUGCCUGUUGGCUUCCUGCAGGAUACAGCACGAGCUUUUUUUUUUUUUUUUUUUUCGUGGACAUGCCUUCUGUAUGGAGAAAAGCUGAGCUGAGCUAGCUGGCUGGAUCAGUCUGGCUAGCGCAAUAUCUCCAGGGUUUUUGGAUGACUUUUUAGCACAGAGGCUGAUUUGUUUUGGAUCAUCCUCUGGUGAGCAGUCAGCAUGGGGGAGCCCAAUCUGGACGACGCCAAUGUCAAGGUGGCAGUUCGAGUCCGGCCCAUGAACAGGAGAGAAAAGGAACUCAACACAAAAUGUGUCGUGGAGAUGGUGAAGAACCAGACGAUCCUCAACCCUGCAGGAACAAACCUUGGAAAAGGAGACUCGAGGAGUCAGUCCAAGGUCUUUGCCUACGAUUACUGCUUUUGGUCCAUGGAUGAGGCAGAUAAAGAGAAAUUUGCAGGUCAGGAGGUGGUGUUCCAGUCCCUGGGGGAAAGUCUUCUCUACAACGCCUUCCAGGGCUAUAAUGCCUGCAUCUUUGCCUAUGGACAAACUGGGUCGGGAAAAUCGUACACAAUGAUGGGAUCAGGAGACCAGCCCGGUCUCAUACCUCGCCUGUGCAGUGCUUUGUUUGAAAGAACCCAGAAAGAGCAGAGGGAGCAGGAGAGCUUCACUGUGGAGGUUUCAUACAUGGAGAUCUACAACGAGAAGGUCCGGGAUCUGCUCGAUCCCAAAGGGGGUCGUCAGACAUUGCGGGUGAGGGAGCAUAAAGUGUUGGGUCCGUAUGUGGAUGGUUUGUCUCGACUGGCUGUGGCGUGCUAUAAGGACAUUGAGUCUCUCAUGUCGGAGGGGAACAAAUCUCGAACCGUAGCAGCCACCAACAUGAAUGAAGAGAGCAGUCGAUCGCAUGCCGUCUUCAACAUCAUCCUCACACACACACUCAAGGACCUGAAGUCUGGGACGAGUGGUGAGAAGGUGAGUCGGUUGAGUUUGGUCGACUUGGCGGGAAGUGAACGAGCAGCAAAAACAGGAGCAGCCGGAGAACGCCUGAAGGAGGGAAGCAACAUCAACAAGUCUCUGACGACUCUGGGUCUGGUGAUCUCUGCACUGGCUGAACAGGGAACUGCAAAAAACAAGACCAAGUUUGUCCCAUACAGAGACUCUGUUUUGACAUGGCUGCUGAAGGAUUGUCUGGGUGGCAACAGUCGCACAGCGAUGGUUGCGACUGUGAGUCCAUCAGCUGACAAUUAUGAGGAGACACUGUCCACGCUGCGCUACGCAGACAGAGCAAAGAACAUCGUCAACCACGCCGUGGUCAACGAAGAUCCCAACGCCCGCAUCAUCAGGGAGCUGCGAGAGGAAGUGGAGAAGCUACGAGUACAGCUGACACAGGCAGAGUCUUUGAAGGCUCCGGAACUGAAGGAUCGCCUGGAAGAAUCUGAGAAGUUAAUUCAAGAGAUGACCGUCACAUGGGAGGAGAAACUCCGCAAAACUGAGGAGGUUGCACAGGAGCGUCAAAAGCAGUUGGAGAGUCUGGGAAUUUCUCUCCAGUCCUCAGGGAUUAAAGUCGGGGAGGACAAGAGCUUCCUUGUCAACCUUAAUGCUGAUCCUGCUCUUAAUGAACUGCUAGUCUACUACCUGAAGGAACACACAAAGGUGGGCUCAGCAGACUCUCAGGAUAUCCAGCUCUGUGGGAUGGGUAUCCAGGCAGAACACUGUGUUAUUGACAUCACAGCUGAGGCUGCCGUGAUCCUCACCCCAUAUCGCAAUGCUCGGACUUGUGUUAAUGGCUCCCCAGUAACCAGUGCUCUGCAGCUUCACCAUGGUGAUCGAAUCCUUUGGGGAAACAAUCACUUCUUUAGGAUUAAUCUUCCCAAGCGGCGGUGCCGGGGAGGAGAGGAUGAGGAGGGUGAGGGUGGUUUGAUGAAGAACAGCGGCAGUAAUGAGCAGCUGGAUGCAGACGGUGACACAGCCAGUGAAGUGUCCAGUGAAGUCAGCUUCUCUUAUGAGUUUGCACAAACAGAGGUCAUGAUGAAAGCCCUCGGCAGUAAUGACCCCAUGCAGGCAGUCCUCCAGUCCCUGGAGAGGCAGCACGAGGAGGAGAAGCGCACAGCCCUGGAGCGUCAGCGGCAAAUGUAUGAGCAGGAACUCCAGCAGCUUCGCAAGAAGCUGAACCCGGACCGUCUGUCUGUGGGCCCCUCUGGAGCCCCGGUGCCUGGACAGGGGCAGCAGUACAGGAGCACGGAGAGACUCAGCAUGGGGGGGAUGAGCCAUUCAGCCAGUGCCCAGAGCAGACUGAGGCAGUGGACUGAGGACAGGGAGGCAGUGUUGGUGAACAGCCUGAGGAGGUUGAGGGAGCAGAUAGUGAAGGCAAACCACUUGGUGCAGGAAGCCUGCUUUAUCUCUGAGGAGCUGGAGCGACACACAGAGUACAAAGUCACUCUCCAGAUCCCAUCUGAUAACCUCAACGCAAACCGAAAGAGAGAUGCUGUGCUCAGUGAGCCAGCAAUUCAGGUGCGACGACGUUGCAGAGGGAAACAGAUCUGGAGUUUGGAGAAGAUGGAGAACCGUCUGGUGGACAUGAGGGAGUUGUACCAAGAAUGGCAGGACUAUCACCAGAACCACAAUGAUAACCCAGUGAUGCGCUCAUACUUCCGCCGAGCCGACCCGUUCUUCGACGAACAGGAGAACCAUUGUUUGAUUGGUGUGGCCAACGUGUUUCUCUCCUGUCUCUUCUAUGACGUGAAGCUGCAGUACGCUAUUCCCAUUAUUAACCAAAAGGGAGAGGUUGCAGGACGUCUCCAUGUGGAGGUGGUGAGGGUGGGAGGAGGCCUGGAGGACAACAUAGCCGGGGGAGACGAAGUAGACAAUAACCAGGACACUGAGAUUCAGGAUCGUAAACUUGUGUGCAUGAUUAAGAUCCUGCAGGCCACAGGUCUCCCCCAGUUCCUGUCCAACUUUGUCUUCUGUCAGUACUCCUUCUGGGACCAGCCUGAGCCAGUCAUUGUGGCUCCUGAAGUUGACCCCGCCUCCUCAUCACCCAGCACCAAGGACCCACACUGUAUGGUGGUGUUUGACAGCUGCAAGGAACUGGCUGUGUCGGUGACUGAAGACUUCAUCGAGUACCUGACAGAGGGAGCAGUGGCCAUCGAGGUUUAUGGACACAGGCAGGCAGACGCUGGCAGAAACCCGGCCCUGUGGGACCUCAGCAUCAUCCAAGCCAAGACCAGAACACUACGGGACAGAUGGAGUGAAGUAACACGUCGCCUGGAAUUGUGGAUUCAAAUCCUGGAGAUAAAUGAAAAUGGAGAUUUUGUCCCAGUGGAAGUGGUUCCUGCCAGAGACGUACGGACUGGGGGGAUCUUUCAGCUUCGACAGGGUCAAUCGCGGAGAAUCCAGGUGGAUGUGCGUUCGGUGCAGGACUCGGGCACGAUGCCUCUCAUAUCAGAGAUUGUGCUGGCAGUGUCAGUAGGCUGUGUGGAAAUCAGGACCUCUGCUACAGACCAGGAAGCAGAUGAGAUGGACAGUUAUCAGGAACGAGACCUGGAGCGUUUGCGCAGACAGUGGCUCGCUGCUCUCACCAAGAGACAGGAAUACCUGGACCAGCACCUGCAGACCGUAGUCAGCAAAUCAGAAAAGUCAGAGGAUGACAUGGAGAGAGAGGCUCAGCUGCUUGAGUGGCGGUUAACAUUGACAGAAGAGAGAAAUGCCGUUAUGGUGCCCUCUGCUGGCAGUGGCAGUCCUGGAGCACCUGCUGAAUGGGUUCCUCUGCCAGGCAUGGAGACUCAUAUUCCCGUCCUCUUCCUAAACCUCAAACCUGAUGACCUCAGCUCUCAGGACCAGUUUGAGGUUCCUGAGGCCGGAGGAUGGGACGCCACUCUCAACGGAGAAGAUGAGGACGACUUCUUCGACCUGCAAAUUGUCAAACACUACGAUGGAGAGGUGAAAGCAGAGGCAUCCUGGGACUCUACUGUCCACGAGUGUCCUCAGCUCAGCCGUGGAGGGUCGUGGCCUGAGCAGCGUGUUUACCUGACGAUCAGAGUGGUGGUUCAGCUCAGCCACCCCGCCGACAUGCAGCUGGUUCUGAGGAAGAGAAUCUGUGUGAACGUCAACCCUGGUCGCCCAGGGUUCGCCCAAAACUUUCUCAGAAGGAUGUCCACCCGCAGCACCAUACCAGGCUGCGGCGUCACAUUCGAGGUGGUCUCCAACAUCCCCGGGGAUGCACCUGGAUCAGAGGACAGGGAGAUGUUGGCUCGACUCGCUGCCAACGCGCCCAACAGCCAAUCAGCUGACGAAGAGGCGGCCAUCGAGAAAUACCUCCGAAGUGUCAUGAGUCUGGAGAACAUCCUGACUUUGGACAGAUUAAGACAGGAAGUAGCAGUGAAGGAGCAGCUAGCUGGCAGAGGACGGAGCAACAGACGCAGCCUCAGCUCGCCCUCCGUCAACAGGCUUUCUGGUAGCAGACAAGAUUUGUCCACCACCUGCCUGCUGGAGGACAAGAGUCGAUGGGAGAGUCAGCAGGACAUCUUCCAGCCUCAGUUUCCCCGCACCCUUCCUCGUCCGGCCUCCUCCCCGUCCACCUACUGCUCCUCACUGUCCUCUUCUACCCUCCCCCUCAAUGUGCCUCCCCCACAGAGUCAGGAGCAAGAACAAGGUCGUUUAGGACUUGCUGCCUCUUAUUUUUCAGUUAAAGCGCUGGUCCCUCAGAUGCCCAAACUGCUCAAGUCUCUGUUUCCAGCACGGGAUGAUAAGAAGGAGCUGAGGCCAUCUCCACACAGCCAGCAGCACGUGCCUCGCAUCAUGACAUCAUCAGCUGGGGACGACAACAGAGUCAAGACGGACAUGCCCCCGACCAAAGACGGGCAGGCAGAGUUCCCAGAGGUCCCUCCUCUUCCUGUGCAUGACCCGCAUGACACCACCCCUCUCAGCCCCCUCAGCCAGUCUUCAAGCGGCUACUUCUCCACUAGUGUCUCUACAGCCACCCUGUCUGACGUUCUCCAACCUUCCUCCUCGUCUUCCUCCCUCCUGGCUGCUGAAACCACGAUAUCCUCAAACCUCCAGCAGCAGAGCACUGACAGGAACGAUGUUCUCACCUCUUCUUCUCAGUCUGUUGCCAGGACGGCUGCUGUACCUCCACCCCCUGCAGCCAGCCCUGCCAACCACAACAGUAUUGUAGCAGAAAACUCCUUCUCUAAACAAAGACUAAUAAAUUCAGGGGGAGGAGGAGGAGGAGCAGGAGGCGAGGGCUUUGAACGAUUAGAAAUCCUGCUGGAUGAAGAAGAGCGAAGUCCCAAUGAGGUUCUGCCCGACUGGCUGAAAGAUGGGGCGUACGUCACAGUGGGAAGCAAUAAAGCAGGAACGGUGCGCUUUGUGGGACAGACGCAGUUUGCUGAGGGAUUGUGGGUAGGGGUGGAGCUGGAUACUCCUGUAGGUAAGAACGACGGCUCAGUCGGAGGCCAUCGAUAUUUUCAUUGUAAACCUGGUUUCGGGGUGCUAGUUCGGCCAGAUCGCCUGUCCUGUAGAAACAAGACCGGUCGCAAUGCGAGCGACUUGGCCGCUCCAGCUCACGUCUCUGUCCUGCGAGGGGACAGCAGUGUUUCACGAAGAGGAGAGAACCGCAAAUCCUGGACCAGUUGAGAUUCAGAAACCAGGAGCAGGGUGAAGGAGAUGUGAACUCCUCCCAUUCUCCUCCUCCCCCUCCUCCACCUUCUCCUCUUCCUUUUCCUUCUAUUCCUCCUCGUCCGAGCCAUGCAACAGGAAAACGCAGCAUAACCGACUUACUGCCAACUUCCUCCAGUAGGAAACUGCACUUAGAGCAUUCACAGCUUACAGACGAGGGAAGUGAACUGAUGAAAGACUGUGCACAGGUUACAGAAGGUUCACAGAUGGACUGUGACGCACGAAGAUGGGGAACGAAUGGCCGUCAGUGAACAGGCUGCAUGGAAACGGACUGGGUCGGACACUGCACUACAGACAGGGCAGUGUGAUCUGUCUGGUGUUUUUCUGACACCAAGAUAGAAACUGGAUACACUUUAGAAAUAAGGCAAACCUCAGCGUGGUCCUCUACCACAUUUAUACCUGUAACCAGUUUCCACUCUUGGUUCUGUUGUCUCCCCCUGAGACCGUCAGCCCCAGACUGACACUCGUCCUCUUCUCUUGAACAUGGAUUCUCCCAAAAUGUGCCUUCACCACUGCUCGGUUGGCAUUUGUUUUCGUUUUUAUUGUUGUGUGUGUAUUUAAUUUGCGUUGGCCGUGUUUGUGCGCAGGAGAAUACCAUGUGUAAGUGUGAGGUGAUCUCAGGGACCGAAGAGGGGAAAACGGAAAGUUUGUGUGUUAUUUGUAAAUGUUGUACAGCGUCGAUCCAUCUGCACGAGUACGUGUUGUCGUCCUAGUCGUGUUGGUGUUUUGAAACAGAAGGAGAGCGUCCUCAUGGGACGACAAAGCCACUGUGGGAGAGACGGGACAUUUUACCGGGAUACUUUAAAAGUUGAUUUUGCACUGGAGGAGAAGUUUGUGUAUGUGAGCAGAACGUGCCUGUGGUUAGGACAGGUUGUGACAGUCACGGUUACUGCAGGCCUAGUCUUUCAGGACAGCAGGAGGCGCCAUCAGUUGUGUAUUGGUAGAAAUAGUUAAAGAGUGUAAGGAAAAGAAA
This is a messenger RNA of Cynoglossus semilaevis (tongue sole), 7373 nucleotides long. It is a transcript of the gene kif13ba, whose product is annotated as kinesin family member 13Ba. The coding region runs from base 947 to 6358 and encodes 1803 amino acids. Gene Ontology annotation, molecular function: ATP binding; microtubule motor activity; microtubule binding. Gene Ontology annotation, biological process: microtubule-based movement. The record is from RefSeq and is a predicted model, not a curated record. Lineage: Eukaryota; Metazoa; Chordata; Actinopteri; Pleuronectiformes; Cynoglossidae. The transcript is spliced from 40 exons.